UUAUCAUCAUCAUCGUCGUCAUCAUUGUUGUCGUCGAGGUACGAUCACGUCGAAUCACCGAAGCGGUGCCCUGGUCAACGUACGUCGACGACGGCGGCGGCGGCGGCAGCGCGGCCAUUAUUCGAAAUUCGGUGGGUCGCGCCACCGAUCGCGGCGUUGCCAGCGUUCCUGUUCUCCGCGGUACGUAGCCGCGAUUAUUUCAACAACGUUCCCCACGACGACGGUGGAGGCGGAGGCGGAGGUGGAGGCAGCGGGGACGCGGACACGGUUCCUGGAAGGAGUCAUCGUCAUCCCUGCGUCACGGCCAAUGCUAGAAGAAGCGCGAGCUCUUAUCUCGUAAGCGCGUGUCACACUUCUCUGUUCUCUCCCAUCGCAGGCGACAGGGAAGUGCAGUGGAAGAGAGUGAGAAGAGAGAAAGCAAGGACGAAGAAAGAAUAGAGAUUAAGCAGCGUGCGUGCGCGUUGUGUUCGCGUUCAUCUCGAAUCCUGAUUUUUCGCGCUCAAACACGCUUUUGUGCCACUCUUGUCUAGCGCCGCGAGAGCGUAGUGGAGCGUAGUGGCGGCGAUAGAGCGCGACGAAAUAUGAGCGCACGAGUGCUGAACCCAACGGCGAUGAUGACGGAAAUAAGCAGGAACCUGAGCGGCGGAGGUGGUGGCGGUGGCGGUGGCGGACGAGCGGCGCCGAGCAGGGCCGCGCUCGCCCGCGUGCGACGCGAUCUCUUCGGCCCGGUGGACCACGCGGCGGCUCAGGCGCUCGCCAAGCGCGAAUUGCGGGCUCAGUCGCAGCUCGAUGCCAAUCGAUGGGGAUUUAACUUCCAAAAGGGUGCACCUCUCAAAUCGAAUUCGCGUUACGAGUGGGAACCGCUCACGGAGCACGACGUCGUGCCUGAGCCUUACGCCCUGCGCGGUAUGCCCUUCCUCAGGAAACACGCGCCUGGGACACCGCGCAAAUUGCGCUUCGACGACGCUUUAACCACCGUAUCGUCCUCGACGUCCAUGACAACCUCAGCAUCGUCGAUGACGACGACAUCGUCAACUGCGGCGACCUCGUUGACAGCGAUCAUGACCACGGUGACGAGCACGAGGAUCAUGGAGCAAAUGGAGACGGUCGUCACGCCGGCGCCGUCGGCCGAGAGGACACCGCCGCAGGAGCCUCGAGUGCCUGAGAUCGGCGAGGCUACGACGCCCAGUCAACUCCUCAAUCCGGAUACCAAGAGGAAGAGAUGCGCGAUAGAGCCGACUACUCCUGUACUACCUUCUGCCGCGAGGAAACAGUCCACUAUCACUGACUAUAUGAAGAGUCGUAAGCGCAGCCUGAACGGUACCACAAAGAGCAUGAUAGAGCCGCCGGAGAAGAUCGCUCGCAACGCGGGUCAGAUACGCAGCUAAAAAUCCUUCAGCUUUCUUAUUCGAAUAGUCGCCUUUUUCCACCUCGUUUGUACACAACGGGAGACAGUAAGAAACGGAAGUGAGAAACUGCAUUACCGUGUGGAAUAACGGGGAAAGAAGAGGGUAGAGACUCUGACAGGAGGCGCGAGGUCCGCGUUGGCUGUGCCAUUCAUAUAGUUUUAUCCGCCAUGAGCGCAGACGAAAUAAAUGAAUAAAAAGAAAAAAAAUAAGAAAAAAUAAAAAACGGGAGUAACGCCGUUUUCCAUCACGUAUAUCUUCGUCUGUCAUAUCGCUUUGUAAUACCGCAAGGAUUAUGAGAAUAGUAACAGCGAUUAAGAAAGGACGUGAGACGAGGGAAAGCAUAAGAUAGAGAGUCACAUAUGAAGGUUGCUUGAUGGGGAAAGAGAGAGAGAGGAAAAGAGAAA
This is a messenger RNA of Acromyrmex echinatior (Panamanian leafcutter ant), 1813 nucleotides long. RefSeq names its product cyclin-dependent kinase inhibitor dacapo (gene dap). The record is from RefSeq and is a predicted model, not a curated record. NCBI's taxonomy places the organism in Eukaryota, Metazoa, Arthropoda, Insecta, Hymenoptera, Formicidae. Gene Ontology annotation, cellular component: nucleus. Gene Ontology annotation, biological process: regulation of cell cycle. Gene Ontology annotation, molecular function: cyclin-dependent protein serine/threonine kinase inhibitor activity.